Molecule: messenger RNA, 1038 nt
Organism: Staurois parvus
Lineage: Eukaryota; Metazoa; Chordata; Amphibia; Anura; Ranidae
Source: the annotation of a GenBank genome assembly
AUGCUAUUCAAACAGCAGGCGUUGCUGAGACAGAAGCUCUUUGUGCUAGGCAGCCUUGCUGUUGGAAGUCUCCUUUAUCUAGUUGCCAGAGUUGGGAGUUUGGAUAGGCUACCACCCAUUUGCCCAAUUGAAGGUCGAUUCAGUCCACAAAAUCAGGAUGUGGCCACUCUCCGUGCUAUGCAGUAUAAGAGAGGACUCUUACAUGAAUUUCGUAAAGGCAAUGCAACUAAAGAACAAAUCCUCCUUCACAAUUUGGUCCAGCAGCUACCAAAGGCAAUUAUCAUCGGAGUGAGAAAAGGAGGAACUAGAGCCUUACUUGAAAUGCUUAAUCUCCAUCCUGCAGUUGUCAAGGCCUCUCAAGAAAUACAUUUUUUUGAUAAUGAUGAGAACUACGCAAAGGGUAUUGAAUGGUACAGAAAAAAGAUGCCCUUCUCUCACCCACACCAAAUUACUAUUGAAAAAAGCCCUGCAUACUUCAUCACAGAUGAGGUUCCAGAAAGGAUUUAUAAGAUGAACUCUUCUAUUAAGUUACUAAUCAUUGUUAGGGAACCAACGACAAGAGCCAUUUCUGACUACACACAGGUGUUGGAGGGAAAAGAGAGGAAGAACAAGACUUAUUAUAAGUUUGAAAAAAUGGCCAUGGAUUCCAACACCUGUGAGGUGAACACUAAAUACAAAGCAGUGAGGACCAGUAUCUACACAAAGCAUUUAGAAAGGUGGCUGAAGUAUUUUCCCAUUGAACAGUUUCACAUUGUUGACGGGGAUCGACUGAUUACAGAACCGCUGCCAGAACUACAGCUGGUGGAAAAAUUUCUGAACCUGCCACCUAGGAUAAGUCAAUACAACCUGUAUUUUAAUGCUACCAGGGGGUUCUACUGCUUGCGUUUUAACAUUGUCUUUAAUAAGUGCCUGGCAGGUAGCAAGGGACGCAUACAUCCUGAGGUUGACCCCUCAGUUAUUACCAAAUUGCACAAAUUCUUUCAUCCUUUCAAUCAGAAGUUUUUCCAAAUCACUGGCAGGACAUUUAACUGGCCCUAA